AUGCCACCGGACUUUGCCUACACCUCCCAGGGCCAAUCGCUUCGCUCCGCCCCUCCCGGCCGUGUCUCGGUGCCGAGCGCCGCCCAGCCCGCUCGGAGCGGCGGCGCGGCGCGGGGCCCGCCGGGAGCGCGGGGCGGAGCGCUCGGUGUCCUCGGGGCCGCCAUGCUGCCCGCGGAGUACUCGCCCAAGGUGCGGCAGCUGGUGCGGGACAUCGCGGGGCUCACGCUGCUGGAGGUGGCCGAUCUCAACGCGCUGCUCAAGGAGACGCUGAAGAUCCCGGACGUGGGGGUGAUGCCCGCGGCGGCCGCCGCGUCCGCCCUGCCCGCCCAGGCGGCUCCACAGGAGGAGGAGGAGGUCCCGCUCAAGAAAGAGAAAACACAUUUCACCGUCCGGCUGACGGAGCUGAAACCUGCUGACAAGGUGAAGCUGAUCAAGGAGGUGAAGAACUUCGUGCCAGGAGUGAACCUCGUGCAGGCAAAGAAGCUGGUGGAGUCCCUUCCGCAGGAGAUCAAGGCAAACACCUCCAAGGAGGAAGCAGAGAAGAUCAAAGCAGCGCUGGAGGCAGCAGGAGGGACUGUUGUUCUGGAGUAGUCUCACCCUGGAGGGACUGGCACCACGGCUGCUGCCCAAGCCGAGCCCGGACCUUUCCAAGCGCAUGGCGCGGUGGGAGUGCUCUCCCAAAAAACACUGGGGUUUGGCAGAGCUGCUGCCUCCUUCCACUAUCACCAUGAACUCUACCUUAUAAAUAUAAAAAAAAAAAAAACAUGUAAAGUGGUU
This is a messenger RNA of Corapipo altera (White-ruffed manakin), 777 nucleotides long. It is a transcript of the gene MRPL12, whose product is annotated as mitochondrial ribosomal protein L12. The transcript has 5 exons. Gene Ontology annotation, biological process: mitochondrial transcription; translation. The record is from RefSeq and is a predicted model, not a curated record. Gene Ontology annotation, cellular component: mitochondrial large ribosomal subunit; ribosome. NCBI's taxonomy places the organism in Eukaryota, Metazoa, Chordata, Aves, Passeriformes, Pipridae. Gene Ontology annotation, molecular function: structural constituent of ribosome. The coding region runs from base 1 to 591 and encodes 196 amino acids.